GAGAAGGAGGAGGAGGAGGAGGAGGAGGCGGCGGGCAGCGGCCCCGCAGGAGAUCUGUGCAACUGCAGCUCUGUGGGCAGUGUUGGAGUGUCCGAAUGCAACCGCACGACGGGGCAGUGCCGGUGCCUCGCCGGGUACGCGGGGCUGCACUGCGAGAGCUGUGCUCAUGGAUUCUACCUGGAGCAGGACACCCAGAGGUGCCAGCCCUGUGCCUGCAGCCCCACCGGCUCCAGCAGUGCCCAGUGUGACCACUCUGGGAAGUGCCAGUGUAAGGUGGGUGUCACGGCCCUGAAGUGUGACCAGUGCAGUGACGGAUAUUACAGGUUUAAUGAAACCACGUGUGAGCCCUGUCAGUGCAACAACCACUCCCAGACCUGCAACAGCUCAACAGGCACCUGCCUGAACUGCCAGGAGAACACCGAGGGGGACCACUGUGAGCUCUGCAAGGAGGGUUUCUACCGCAGUGGCCAUCCUGCCCACGCCUGCCAGCGCUGCCCCUGCUCCACCGUGGCAUCCACCGGCACCUGCCGCUUACAGCCUGGCGAGACCGUGCCGAGGUGUGACCGGUGUAGAACGGGCUACACGGGCCUCAACUGCAACCAGUGUGACAAGGGCUACUACAACUCCGACAGCAUCUGCGUGAGCUGCAAGUGCAACGGGAACGUGGACCCGGCGCGUUCCCCCAGCGUGUGCCGGCCCGACAGCGGGGAGUGCAUCGGCUGCCUCUACCACACCGCCGGCUUCCACUGCGAGCGCUGCGAGGAGGGCUACACCAGGGACCCCGAGGGCAGCAACUGCACCAGGAAAGAAGCCACUCUUGGCCCAGAAACAAGGGAGUUUACAACUUCUGCUCCAAACACCACCAAGACAACAUCACUUUCCACGGCAGUGCUGAACAGUACGUUGUCCCCAACAACUCUACAGACGAUAUUUCCCGUCAGCUCCUCUGACAACAGCACCUCUGCCUUCGCAGACGUGUCGUGGACUCAGUUCAACAUCAUUAUCCUGACGGUGAUCAUCAUCGUGGUGGUCCUGCUGAUGGGCUUCGUGGGCGCCGUCUACAUGUACCGUGAGUAUCAGAACCGAAAACUGAACGCUCCUUUUUGGACCAUUGAGCUCAAGGAGGACAACAUCAGCUUCAGCAGCUACCACGACAGCAUUCCCAACGCUGACGUGUCGGGGCUGCUGGAGGACGACGGGAAUGAAGUGGCGCCGAACGGACAGCUAACGCUGACGACUCCCAUGCAUAAUUAUAAAGCUUAGGAGCGAUCCAGCUGUUCCAAAGUUGGCUUCAAAAAGCUACAGGGCUUGUGGAAGGGGUAUCAGGAUCCGUGCCAAGGCUCCACGCAGAGGAAUUUGCUCUUCAGAUACUCUAAUGCUGGGCGUGCUGUAGCUUGCAGGUGAACAGAAGGCAGUGUAGUACAUCCGAAUUCCAGGUAAUGUGGUGAAAUGCAUUCAGUGUCCUGUUCUCCAUAAAGAUCCAUAGAAUUCACUGUUGUUAAACGCUUGAUUGUGCUGAUCUGAAACAUUUUGUUAUGAAGAGGUGGUGGGGUGGACAGAGCAGAACCCCCGUGAGGAAUCAGAAGCUACUUCGUUUCCAGCCAACCCAACACUUAUGUCUGCAUCCUUUAGUUUGAGAAGUAGCUCAUGAAGUAACAGUGGAAUUUCAGGAAACAAACCUUUUAGAAAGGCAUCAUUUUAGUUCCUGAGAGAAAUUUGUUUGAAAGGAGGACAAAAAAAAGGGAAAUAAUUGUUCACUGUGCUACCAAAAGGCAAGUAGAGGAGUGAGUUGCACACUUGAAAAAAAGUCACCAUUAUCUGUUUCCACUAAGCAGGGAAACAGGAUAAAAAUCAUGAGAACAUUUAAAUUAGGGAAGAGACUAAGCUUUUCCCUUUCUGAGUAUUUAUACAGGGUGAUGAUGCUAUUAAAGCAUAGCAAUCCAGUUUUUUCUAGAAGGAGUUAAUGAACUUGUAUAGUUUCUGUGCAAGGGAAGACGACAAGACAUCUCAGGGUUGCCGUGUAAAAAUAAAAGCCAGGCUUAAUACCCUACCCUGAUAGAAAUGGUGUGUUCUGUAUAUAAAAUGUAAUAUAUCUUCUUGGAAUUGUAUUUGUAAUUAUUUGUAAAAAAGACAACCAACCAACCAAAAAGAAACCCCAACAACGUAACCAUGAACCCCUUCCCAACCUCCCCUACUCCCCAGGUCAUGUUUUAUCCUCUAGAUUUUAAUUGUACAGCGGUUAGUGGCGUU
This is a messenger RNA of Corapipo altera (White-ruffed manakin), 2250 nucleotides long. RefSeq names its product multiple EGF like domains 9 (gene MEGF9). Gene Ontology annotation, molecular function: extracellular matrix structural constituent. Gene Ontology annotation, biological process: axon guidance. The record is from RefSeq and is a predicted model, not a curated record. The annotation marks the transcript as partial. The transcript has 6 exons. Gene Ontology annotation, cellular component: basement membrane. NCBI's taxonomy places the organism in Eukaryota, Metazoa, Chordata, Aves, Passeriformes, Pipridae.